Klebsormidium nitens is the source of this 1011-nucleotide messenger RNA. The record is from the annotation of a GenBank genome assembly. Lineage: Eukaryota; Viridiplantae; Streptophyta; Klebsormidiophyceae; Klebsormidiales; Klebsormidiaceae.
AUGAAGAAGAAGAGAGUUUUAAAACAGAUGCGGAGUCUAGUUAGAGAGCAUUGCGAUACGGAUGACAAAACUGGAGCCGCUCUGCUGUGGAGGUUGCAGUCACCUGCAAGCCAGCAAGACAUUCUACAGGCCCUGAAGCAGCUUGGGGAAAAGGAGAAGUUGACUGAAACAGAGAUGGUAGAACUUAUACAAAGGAUUCCCCCGUACAUUCAAACGAUGCAUGAGCGAGGGAAGAAGCUUGCAAAGGGGAUCUGUUUGACACCUGAUUGUGUGCAAAUAGUGACCGCCCGGAAGGCUGGAAAGCUAGUUGACAGGGCUGAAGUGGAGAGACAGCGGGCGGUGGAGAAAGCUGGAGCUAAAGUGAAGGAAGUAAACAAGCCUCUCUCCAUUGAAAGGUCGCCUCCUCCAAGGCGGCCUUUGGGGCAGACUCUUAGAGAGCUUCCCGAUGUUAGCACUUCAUCGUGCGACGACCACAACUAUGCUAUGGAGAUUUGGUUCCGUUUUCAUGAUGUUUAUGGGCCUGAAACCUUGGACGAGCACCAAUUUUCCCUGGAGUGUCAGAUCCAGUUGGACGCUGAUAUGGGUUGUGUGGUGGAAGCGCAGUGGGAGGAGGCGGCAACAGUCUGGCCCUUGCAGGCGGCAACGGCAAGAUUAAUUGGUACUCCGGAUAUCGAAGAUUUCGUUGCUCGAUGUCGCCUCGCUGUUGUCAACAGCAGUUCUCGCAGCACUCUUCUAAAAAGAGUUGCGAGCACCACCAGUAUGAGCAUUGAUACACCUCAAGAGCAAAUCACGGGCGAUCUCAUCAGGUUCAUCUCUGAAGUGGAGCGUUACAUGGUGACGUUGAGAAUACCGGAGGAGUGGCCCACGUUGGGCCUGCCCAUUCAGUUUGUUUCGCUUGUUGAUCGGUGGAAUCAGGAACCGCUGUCGAAAUACAUGUUGGCCAACGGGGCGAUCGGUUGGAAAGAAUCCUUCGUGCUGUGGCAAAGAGCUAUACGGAAAGAACCCGGCUGA